Ilex paraguariensis (yerba mate) is the source of this 399-nucleotide messenger RNA. NCBI's taxonomy places the organism in Eukaryota, Viridiplantae, Streptophyta, Magnoliopsida, Aquifoliales, Aquifoliaceae. The record is from the annotation of a GenBank genome assembly.
GUUUGGCUGAGGUACCUUAUGUUUUCUUCUUACGCCGAGGUGGCAUCUCUGAAGAGGAGGAUUGAUGAGUUCCUUAAGGACGUUGCUUCUUCCUUUGUGAAUGAGUUCUUAAACUUUCAAGACCAAGCCAAAAAGGUAUAUCUCGAGCUGGACCUGGACUCCUUUAUACCUUAAUUCAAGGUGUUAAAAAUAGCAGGCAUGGCUGCCGGAGAAGGAACUUCUACUGAGCCCGUAGGCACAGACAAGGAGGCUAUUGCCGAGGUGGCUGGCAUGGCUGCCGGAGAAGGAAUUUCUACUGAGCCCGUAGGCACAGACAAGGAGGCUAUUGCCGAGGUGGCUGGUACAGACAAGAAGCCCAUUGCUAAGGUGGCUGGCAAAGACAGGGAGCCCGUCGCCUGA